UCAAUAUGCAUUUCCAAGCCUUUGGGCUAUGUGUGGGUCUUCUAUUCAUCUCAGUUAAUGCAGAAUUUAUGGAUGAUGGUGUUGAGAUGGAAGACUUCGGUGAGAAUCCAGAAAAGAUUGAGGCUAACGAAGGUGAACCUUCCUCAGAGAUUAAAUAUAGGACACCUCAACCUAUAGGAGAAGUAUAUUUUGCAGAAACGUUUGACAGUGGAAGGUUGACUGGGUGGGUUUUAUCAAAAGCAAAGAAAGAUGAUAUAGAUGCAGAGAUUUCUAUAUAUGAUGGAAGAUGGGAAAUAGAAGAGUUGAAAGCAAACCAAGUACCUGGUGACAGAGGACUGGUUUUGAAAUCUAGAGCAAAGCACCAUGCAAUAUCUGCUAUAUUAGUAAAACCCUUUAUUUUUGCUGAUAAACCUUUGAUAGUUCAAUAUGAAGUAAAUUUUCAAGAUGGUAUUGACUGUGGAGGUGCAUACAUUAAACUCCUAGCAGACACUGAUGAUUUGAUUCUGGAAAACUUUUAUGAUAAAACAUCCUAUACCAUUAUGUUUGGACCAGAUACAUGUGGAGAAGAUUAUAAACUUCAUUUUAUCUUCAGACAUAAACAUCCCAAAACUGGAGUUUUUGAAGAGAAACAUGCCAAACUUCCAGAUGUAGACCUUAAAAAGUUCUUUACAGACAGAAAGACUCAUCUUUAUACCCUUGUGAUGAAUCCAAAUGACACAUUUGAAGUGUUAGUUGACCAAACAGUCGUCAACAAAGGAAGCCUGUUGGAGGAUGUGGUUCCUCCCAUCAAUCCUCCCAAGGAAAUUGAAGAUCCCACUGAUAAAAAACCUGAUGAAUGGGAUGAAAGAGCAAAAAUUCCUGAUCCUUCUGCCGUCAAACCAGAAGACUGGGAUGAAAGCGAGCCUGCCCAAAUAGAAGAUUCAAGUGCUGUUAAACCUAAUGGCUGGCUUGAUGAUGAGCCAAAGUAUAUCCCAAAUCCUCAUGCUGAAAAACCUAGUGACUGGAACGAAGACAUGGAUGGAGAGUGGGAGGCGCCUCAGAUUCCUAAUCCAGCGUGUCGGAUUGGCUGUGGCGAGUGGAAACGCCCCAUGAUUGAUAACCCAAAAUACAAAGGAGUGUGGAGACCUCCACUGAUUGACAACCCUAGCUACCAGGGAAUCUGGAGUCCUCGAAAAAUUCCUAAUCCAGAUUAUUUUGAAGAUGAUCAUCCAUUUCUUCUGACUUCUUUCCGUGCUCUUGGCUUAGAGCUUUGGACUAUGACCUCUGAUAUCUACUUUGAUAAUUUUAUUAUCUGUUCAGAGAAGGAAAUAGCAGACCGCUGGGCUGCAGAUGGUUGGAGAUGGAAAGUAAUGGUAGCAGACGCUAAUGAGCCUGGUGCAUUUAAACAGUUAAUGGCAGCUGCACAAGAGAGUCCAUGGCUUUGGUUGGUUUAUCUUGUGACAGCAGGAGUGCCAAUAGCAUUAAUGACUUUGUUUUGCUGGCCAAGAAAAGUAAAGAAAAAAUAUGAAGAUUCAGAGUAUAAAAAAAGUGAUUUAUGUAAACCACAAUCAAAGGGAGCACUAGAGCAAGAAGUAAAGGAAGAAAAAUCAGUUCUGGAAAAACCAACAGACUUGGAAGAGGAAAAAAAGCAAAGUGAUGGUGAAAUUCUUGAAAAAGAAGAGGAAGGUGAACCUGAGGAAAAGAGUGAAGAAGAAAUCGAAAUCUUGGAAGCACAAGCAGAAGGUGAUAAAUCAAAUAAGUCUGGAUCAGAGGAUGAGAUGAAAGAAGCAGAUGAGAGCACAGGAUCUGGAGACGGACCAACAAAGUCAGUGCGCAAGAGAAGAGUCCGGAAGGACUAAACCAUAGCCAAGUGUCUUAAGUUCCUGAGAGAGAUCUGGCAACCUAAAAUCAACGGGCCAAACUAGACUUGGGUCAACUGCACAGCUUGGUUCUAACUGCUAGCAACGUUAUUCCUUCAACCAUUUAUUUUAGUCUUUCUUUGGGGGGGGGGGGAAUGUCACUUUGAAAUUACCUGGUCAUUGGAUCUAGAAUAAAAGUGGCACGUUACAGAUCAGAUUUAAGAGAUUAAUAUCAUUAGUCAUUACACAGUUUUAGCAGCUUGAAGAUACUUUGGUUUGUAAAGAACAAAAUAGUAGAAUUUCCUCUUCAAUGAAUAUCCUACAAUGUAACUGGUAGUUCUGUAAAAAAAAAUGAACAUGUGUUCUGUUGCACAGAGCUUAAUGCAAUAAAGUUUCUGCAAGGUUGUUUAAUUCUAUCAACAAUUGAAAGUGUUGCAUGUGACCCACGUUUAUCUAGUUUGUAUCAAAUUAUAGCUAUGAUCAGUUGUUCUCUUAAAUUCUAAUGGCUGAUGACAGUCAUCACGCUUUAUAUUUUUAUUCAGUUUUUGUUUGUUUGUUUCCUGAAAAGUUCAAACCUACCGUAAGUCUGUUAUUUCAUCUAGCUUCCGAGCUGCCUCGGAGGUGGAUCGGAGUAACUGUUGCCACUGGUCCUUUUUUUAAAGCAGUUACCAAAAGUCACAGGGCUACAUUACAAUGGAGCUAUGUUGUUCAUUUAAAAUGUUUUAUUUAUGAACACUGUUUUGUUUGUGUAACAGGUUUAGAUCUUUUCAAAGCUGAUCUGAAUCUUCGAGACCACAAUACUACUUGAAUCCUAAAUAUCUAGAGAACUUUAGGCUAGGUGGGUAAGGUUCUUGGAACCCUUCAUGGACUAAACACCCCCCACCCUUAGCAAGCCCCAAACCGGAUUCCCAUACAGAUCUUUCCUAGUAGGUGCGCACAGAACUUACAUAUAAGGAAGAGAAGCCUCUAGCUUCUGCUUUUACACUAAAGGAAGCCAAACUUGGCCAGUAAUAUCAUUCACUCCUUAUUUCAAAGAAUGACUUGAAAAUGAAAAUAAGUGCUUUACUCCAUUGCUAUGUUCUGAAUUUUCAUAAAUUGGUAGUAGAAAAUCUUAAUACAGAGUUACUAUACUUUGAAUUUAUUUAAUACUAGCUGAACUUACAUCUGGCAAAGACUCUCUCUCGCUUUGCAUUUGGGAUGUCGAAAUGUAUUAGCCAUAUUGAAUAGUUCUAGGUGAGAAUAUUUCUGAAGGUAAACCGCUAUUUCAGAAGAUUAAUCUUUUAACUUAAUGAAAAACUUUCUUGCCUGAUAAUAUCUUGUAUGUGAAGACCUUUUCUGAAGAUUGAUUAAAGUUUUUUUUACUUUC
This is a messenger RNA of Carlito syrichta (Philippine tarsier), 3204 nucleotides long. RefSeq names its product calmegin (gene CLGN). Gene Ontology annotation, biological process: protein folding. The record is from RefSeq and is a predicted model, not a curated record. Lineage: Eukaryota; Metazoa; Chordata; Mammalia; Primates; Tarsiidae. Gene Ontology annotation, molecular function: calcium ion binding. Gene Ontology annotation, cellular component: endoplasmic reticulum; endoplasmic reticulum membrane. The coding region runs from base 6 to 1838 and encodes 610 amino acids. The transcript is spliced from 14 exons.